GCUUGAUUCGCAGUACUAUGGCUAGUUAUGGGGUUUAAAGCAUAUUUUGGCUGGUUUGUCCUUUUGGUCCUUCUACCGUUCCUACACGUACUCAUAGAGCCUUUAGAGCCUUUGUUGACGGGUGAGCUCCAGAAAGUCCAGAAUCUCGUCGAUGGUCUCGAGAUUACUAUACCUAUCUACGUCAAAUUUGGAGACGCCGGGUUGCACUUGCCAGAUUUGAUAGAUGCAGCCCAGAUCCAAUUGGAUUCGGAACUUGCCACAUACAACACGAGUCUCAAGUUCAAGCUUGUGGAUAACCUAAAGGAGCCACCAAUGGAUCCCAACUGUGAGGAAAUACAACUUGAAGAUGACUACGUGUUGAUAUUGCAUCUCGGCAGUUCCGAUUCCGCCAUCAUUCACCAGCGGUUUCUGCACGUGGUGCUCAUCUACAUGCUCAGCACCGUCCACUCGAACGACUUGCCGUAUUUCGUGGUGCAGACGUUGUUGGACUAUUUGCUAUAUGCUGAUUUACAUCCUUACCAAUAUGAGGAACUUGAUGAGCAGAUUCCAAUUGAAGUCAUCCAAGUGAGCAGCGGCUCAGGCAAUUCGUACGAGGCGGUGGCGGAAAUGUGUUCUGAAGGCUUCAAUCGCUUUUCAAACAAUAUAUUCAAUGUGACUGCAAAAUACUCCAAGGUUGCAAAACUGCAAGUGAGUCCUCAACCCCACCGAUUCUACUUCGAGGUCCUUGAUACAGGUACCCCCAAGACUGAGGAACUACCUGCUGGAAUUCCUAACGAUUCGGUGUUCCAGUUGGUUUUACCGGCUGAUUCCAUGCUCAACAACGAAACCACAGGCAAAUUCGAGGCUUUUUUCGAUGAUAUCUACGCUAGCUUGGCCCUGGAGCUCCCGGUACUGAUUCACCCUUCAAACAACGUCAACAUCCGUUUGGGGGCUCUUCUCAAGCAUUCAGUGCUUCGGAACAUCAACAAAAUCUUGGAUAGAUUGGCCCAGAAUCCACAUCACCCGGCCCAAAAACCCAUUCUCGCCAACGUCAGGGGCUUUAUAAGCCAGCUCCAGCAGUAUCCCGUACCAUGGAAGCGUCUCCAUCAAGAAACUACCAACACCCUCAAAUCCACAUGUUUAUAGAAUGCCAAUACAAAAGGUCGCGAAAUGCGACCCAAACUUGUUCUUCACAUCAACUAAUAUGUCACACAACCCUGAUGAACCCACGGCCGGAACCGAUGACAGCGACAUGAGCGACGUCAGUUUGGACGAAGAAGAUGAAGAGAUCAUCGGCCGCGUGUUGUAUGGCUCGAUUGCCCACCAGACAGAUGAUGAUGUACUUCGUAUUUCCGACGACGACCACAGCAGCGCCAGCGACAUAUCGGAUACCGAACUCGAGCAGAUCAAUGACCCGGCGCUCGUGUCGCGGUACAAGCGUCUUCGUGAAAUGAAGGUCGACAAGGACCUUGGCGAGGAAGAACGCAAGCGCUUGAUCAUGGCCAACUUUAAUAAUGAUCAGAUGGACCGGUUUGAAGCGUACCGUCGUAGUACCAUCAACAAGCCCGGGGUGAAGAAAAUCUGUAACGGGGUGCUAGGCCACUCGAUUCCUCCGCACCUUGCGAUCAUUCUCGCGGGGUUGUCGAAACUGUACUUGUCGGAGAUCAUCACCAAGGCCUUUGAAGUGCAAGAGCGAGAGAACAAGGCCAAGUUGAUCAUGGACAUAGAGGGCAAGAAAAAGCGCAAGCGCCAGACGCUUCGGAACAUAGAGAACGGUAAGGAUAUCGAGGUGAGUAAUUCGAGGCUCACGUACGACGGAGACACCCAGAGCCCGUUGAGGCCAGAGCAUAUUCGGGAGGCCAUUCGGCUUUAUCGCCAUGAGAACAGCAGUGCAAUCCAGGCCCAGUGGCGGGCGCAGGGCGACGCUGACGGGUGGUUGUUUCGGUAAUAUGGUAAUUAAUGCAUAAGUAGACUACUUCAGUCAU
Molecule: messenger RNA, 1964 nt
Organism: Yamadazyma tenuis ATCC 10573
Lineage: Eukaryota; Fungi; Ascomycota; Pichiomycetes; Serinales; Debaryomycetaceae
Source: RefSeq, a predicted model, not a curated record